AGUUACAAUAAGGCUGCAAAGGUGUAUGUAUAAACUGAAGCAUGCAAAUAUAGCUUGUACAGAAUAGAUAGGAUAGAUGGGUUCAUGGCCCGAGCCAGCGCAAUUGCAGAGGACGACUGCGCCAAGAGGAUCAUCAUCACCAUGAGUUACAAAGUACAUAGCUAUUUGAGGUGGAGCCGUUCCGUAGGCCAGAGAGUUUGACUUUCGGGCGCGUGGCAGCGUGGCCCACGGCUUUUGACCUUGAAGCAUGAACCCGACAGUUCCUAAUGUUGACAUUGAUAAUCUUGUUUUCACUUCAUGGAAAGAGGUUAAGCAUAAGGCUGAGCCAAACAACUACAUCGAGUUCUUCUUAAUAACAGACACCGGGAACGAGGUGUUGGCCAUCAGCGCAGAGGACCAUGGCAACUCGCACUAUGGAUACCAGUCAACAGGCGCGUUCACGAAGUACGGCAUGCUGAACAGUAAAAAUCGUGCUGAGACGAUAAGCUGGCUUGAGAUGGUGGUCAAGGAGUCGCAGACGAGGACGGACUGCCCGAUGGGGCAGGAGGGUGCGCACGUGGGGGAGCCCACGCCAGACAACCCCCUGGGUAUCUACUUCACUCAGCACAAGGUUGAGAAGACGGCCAACCCGGAUGGCACACACACGCAGCGGUUCUUCCUGCUAGACCAGUACGGCAACUGGCACUUGGCGGUGCUGGGGGAGGAGCGCGAAACGCGCGACGGACACUACCUGUACUCGGCAACCGAUGAGUUCUCUGCUCGCUACCCGCUGCACUGCCACGCCCAGAAGGACGUCAUCCACUGGCUCGAGCAGCGCAUCACACACCACCUGCCGCACCCUACCCCACCGCACCCUACCCCACCGCAUGCGACCCCGCCUCCGGCGCCUCAGCUCUCAGGGCCGCACCCGGCCGCCAGCGCGCCGCAUGGCUUGGGUACAGCUGCAGCAGCAGCAGCAGCGCUCCCUGCGGGGCAAGGCCUUAGCGGCCACGGCGGUGGCGGCGCGAGUGGGCCUAGUACUGGUGCAGUUGGGAGCGGCUCAUGCGCUCAUGUGGACAGCAGCAGCGGCGGCAGUGGCUGGCAGCAGCAGCAGCAGGCGCUGCAAAUACACGUAGGACAGCAGCAGCAGGCGCAGGAGCCGUCGGCACAGACGCAGUAUUCCGCGGUGCCCCAGGGCUUUCAGCUGCAGCCGCAGGGACAGGUGCCGGGAUUGGGCAUGCAGACAACGACAGAAGCAGCAGCUGGUGGCGUCGGCCGCGGUGCAGGCGAGGGCGAUGCAAUGCCGCAGCAACCACAGCUGCAGUUUGUGAGCGACCCAGGCUUUCCGACCACGUCCGGGGAGCAGACCAUGCAGACGUUCCCCAUGGCUGCCUGGAGUGGGUUGCAGCAGCAGCAGCAGACGGCAGCUCUGACGCCUCCACUCGGCGGCACGCAGGCAUUCAAUUUGCAAGCCCAAACUGCCCCGGGCCUGUGGGGGACUUCGCAGUCGCUGACCGGACCGCCCGUUGCGCUACAGCCGCCGCAGCAAGGCAGCCAGCUGGCUGCACCGCAACAGCAGCAGUGUCCGGUUCCUAACCAGCUGGAUGGAUUGUAUGCAGUUGGGCAGCAGCAGCAACCUCCGCCGCCGCUGCUACAGCCGUCAGACGCACCAGCUGCGGGCCAACACGUUGCUGCUGGUAGCGGGCCGGUAGGGGCGGCCCCAGACGCAAUGCUGCACCAGUUCCCACAGCAACUCCCGCUUGCGCAACCGCAGCACGGGAGCUCGCAGGCUCCACCCUUCCUGCAGCCGGGUCCGUCCCCGCAUUGCCAGCAGCAGCAGCAACCGGCCCAACAGCCGCAUGGAAUGCUGCAGAAACUGGGCGAGGGAGGAACCCCUGCAAUGCAGCAAGGGCAGUUCCAACAUGCGCCGUCCACCGCUGUGGCGGCCAUGCAGCAGCCGCAGCAGCAGUACCAGCAGCUACCGUUUCCCAUGCAGCUGCAACAGCAGCAGCAGCAGCAAUUCCAGGGACAGCCACCCUUGCUGCCCCCGCUGUCGCAGUCAUCGGGGCAGCUUAGCAUGGCCGGGAGCAUGCCUGCAGGCGCUGGUAUGGGAUCACACCUGGCUGUAGGCAGCAGCGGACCCGUGCAGAUGCCGGGCGGUGCUGGUGCAGUGCAGCUAGCAGGCAAUGCGGGCAUGCAGUUACCGUCAGGUAACGGAUCCAUGCAGCUUCCAAUGCAGUUUCAGCCCUCCGGACCUGGGGGGAGUUUCUUCCAGCCGCUAGCGCCGCAGCAGCAACACCCACAAAACCAGCUGCAGCCGCUCGCUCAGCAAAUACACCUGCAGCAAUACCAGCAGCAGCAACAGCAGCUACAACAGCUGUUGCAAGGGACUCUUGGCAGCUUUGGCAUCAACGCAGGGCAGCUGCAGCCGCCACCUGCGCUGCAAGCCGGCCAACCGGCUCUUCCUACCCUUCAGCUCCCGAGUCCAAACUUCAGCUGCCUCCCGCCGCUUCAGGGCGCUCCAGGGGCGGGAUGGCCGCCUGCCUGCGGCACCCCCGGCAGCAGCAUGGGCUUGGCACCGCCACAGGCGCAGGCGCUCGACAUGGGGUCCUCCAUGUCGGCCCCUGCCGGAGGGCCCCCGCUGCCGCCGCUCAUGCAGCAAACACAGCCCCCGACGUUCAACCACGCUGGGUCGACCCUGCCCGGCAUGGGCCCUGUACCAGGGCUUGGGCCAUUCGGUCAGCUGAACGGCGCCCCACCAGUUGGCUCCAGCACGGCAGCAGCCAACGGUGUGGCAGGCAGUAGCUCUGCUCUGCCACCUGCACCGCCGCUCCUCCCAGGCAUGGAUCUUAGCGCCGGGCUAUGGACGCCUGACCCGUCGUUGUUCGGCUCUGUCUCCCUGGGGUCCAUGCCGGCUGGCUUCCCACCGCAGCCGCUCCUGCCGCAGCUUCCCGCCGGGCAGCCCAGCCCGCUACCUGACCUUGCCGGCACCGGCGGGGGCGGCGGAGGGCCGGCGCCGGACGGAUCCGGCGCCAGCCUAGCUGCUCUGGGCUUGGGCCCCACUUCCGCCCAGACGACCCCCGGCCUCAUGAUGCCCCCGGCUGUGGGUUUCACGCCUAACGGCGCUGGCGGCGGGGGACUGCCGCAGCCCUUCGCCACGCCGACGGGGGUGGCGGCGCUGCCGGCCGUGCGGACCAAGGAGGGCGGCCCGGGGGGGACGCAUCCCGGAGGUCGCGGCGGCGCAGGCGGCCGGGGCUCCGGCAGCAAGCACAAGCUGGCGGGUGUGGCUGAGGUGGCUCACAAGCGCAAGCUGGCUCGGAUAGCGGCGGCGGGCGAGGAGGCGGUUCGGGCAGCCCAGGGGGCGUACCUUGCCUCCCUGCGCCAUGCAGCCUUGUCGGAGGCGGCGCAGCAGGAGUCCCUGCGCAAGGCGAUCGCCAACUGGGUCCGGGGUCAGAUCUCCGAGGACGAGAUGAGCGUCAGUGGCUGGCAGGAAACCCUGGAGCAGAUGCUGCGAGAUGCCGACGGAAGCCAAACCGUCGCGACACGUUACCUCUCCACCGACCGUCUGCUGCAGCUAACGCGCAGCUCGGCGGGUGCGACCGCCCUCAGGGCAGCGCAGUCCGUAGCUGGGCCGCACGACAACCUGCUUCCGGGCAUCUUCACUACGGUGGCAACCGCUGGAGGAGCGGGAACCGCGUCGGCAGCUGCACCAGGCGAGGCGACUGCAGCAGUGCAUGCGGCUGUUGCUGCUCCGGCGGUGCUGCCGCCGCUGCCGGCGGCGGCGGUUAGCGCAGCCCCAGUUGCCGCAGCACCGGAGGCGGCUGCCGCACCGGUGGCAGAGGCGCCAUCUGCCCUGCCCUUCCAGGCUGAGGCGCUUGCUGCGGUGAGCAGCCUCAAGGCUCUCCUGCUGGAGGACUUUGACGGGUCGCUCUUCGGGGGCCUCGGCAGCAGUGGCGGCAGCGGCUUGAACCCCACCGCUGACAGCGGCACUUUACCGGCAGGCGCGCUGCCGGCCGUUGCAACAGCAGCAGAAGCAACCCCGGCACAGAGCACUGGAGCGCUCGGCGCCCCCCCAGCUCACAUGCAGGCGGCUCCAGGGACUGCUGCUGCUGCCGCUGCUGCGCCACAGCCGGUGCAGGCCGCGUUGGCGGUGCUGGGUGCGCAUCCCAAUGGUCAGCAGGAGCAGCACGCGCCGGGACAGGGGCUGCCGCCGGGACAGCCGCCACAGCAGCAGCUACAGCUCGCACCGGGCGAGGUACGGCCUGCCGAGGGCGCCCCUCCGUUGUCGUUGCAGGCACACGCCGGCGGUUCAGCAGCUGCACCCACCGGCGCGAACGCCCCCGUACCCGCCGCAGCCCCUGCUCUCGCCGCGGCUCCCGCCGCGGCAAACGUGUCUACCCUUCAGCCCGCAGCCUCAACCACGCCUGCUGCUGCUGCUGCCACAACCACCGCGGUGCCGUCCUUCCUCGCGACACCAGCACCCACCCCGUCCGUCCCCGCUUCGGCUGCCGCCACCGCCUUGCAGCUCACGCCGUCAUGCGCUGUGCCGCUGCCAGCCCUACCACCACCACCGGCCCCCGCCCCCACGCAACCCCCUGGGCCGAUGGGCUCCGCGGCCACCGUGGCGUGUGCGGGUACUGCCAGCAGCUGGGCGUUCAAGGACCCGCACCUGGCUCGUCACGGCGCGCGGGCGGCGCUGGAGUCGCUGCGGGAGGUGGCGGCGCUGUGCCCCCCGGUGGCCAGCAUGGCUACCAGCAAGCUGGUGGACACGGUCAAGCAGUACGUAUCGCACCCGCAUCCGGCGGUGUCCGGCCUCGCCGCCGACAUCCUCAAGCGCUGGCGCGGCACCCUGGUGCACCGCCUUCGCUCCAUGGCCGACUCGCGCUGCUACCAGGACCCGGUGGCCGCGCUGGAAGCCAGGAUCCAAGCCAACGAG
This is a messenger RNA of Astrephomene gubernaculifera, 4915 nucleotides long. Lineage: Eukaryota; Viridiplantae; Chlorophyta; Chlorophyceae; Chlamydomonadales; Astrephomenaceae. The record is from the annotation of a GenBank genome assembly.